CGAGCUUGUCACAUUUGGUGGACAUCGAUCGAAUCUGUUCCCGUUUCCCGCGCGAAAUUCCAAGCUUGCCCUCGCGUCUCGCGUUCGAGGGGGAACUCUGGACGAGAGGAGAUGUCACGGAAGCGGUUCCACGGAGGAGACGACGCGUUCGAACCGCCAGACAUUCGAAGAUAGCGAAGGUUCGUCGAGGCCGCGGGGAAGCUCGGGCGUCGAGCUCGAUUCCUCGAUAAGAGGAGGUGACCGCGAAGAUCGGCGAUUCAGGGCGCGAGGGGACGAAGGGAGGAUCUGGAGCGACCGAGGGAGGAUCCCUGGAUCCCUUAAGUCGGAGCAAAAGGACAGCCGGCUCGAAUACGAGGAGGGGGCGAGAGGGAGGAGGGUUAAAUUGCGGAAGAGCGAUUCUUUUUUGAGAAGAUUGGUGAGAAGCUCGAGGGACAAUAUCGCGGAAGGGUGCGAGAGAUUGGUGAGGAAUAUCCAGAAGAGUCCUCUCCCCGUUCCGCGAGGGAAUUGGAAAUUGUUGUCGAGCGACGACAAGGAGGAGAGGCCGAUACCGCCUCUGAGGAGGAAAAAGUCGAGGAGGAAUUUGGAGAUCGACCGAAUUUCGGGAAUUUCGGGUAAUCGGCCUCUGCCACCUACCUGCACGAGCAUCGACGUUCCCUCGAACGCGUUCGUGGAAAUCCGUGUAACCGAGAAGCGGGGCGGGAGGAGCGUCUCGGCGGAGGACGUGGAAGAUCUGGUCCGGGCCGAGGAGGGCGAUUCAAGACCGUUGGAGCGACGAGCGGCGGUCGGGAGAGGUCGGUCGGAGAGGUCGAGCGAAAGGCUUCUUCUCCGACGCCUUCGACGGGGAAGGUCGUGGUGGAGCGAGGAGAGUUUGGCGCGGCACAAGUCGCGGGUCGGACUGUUGUUCGCUCCCGUCUCUCGGGAGUGGGUGGCCGCGGCCGACUACCGUUGUUGGCCCGCGAGAUCGGAUCGGAUCGGAUCGGUGGAGUGGAGGAAGUGGAAAGCGAAACGCUCGCCACCGCCCGACGACUGCCAAGUUGGGGAUCGCGGGUCUUGGGGGCUCGAGUCGAGGCGCGAUAACGAGCGGCGGAAUAACGAUAAGGAUAAAGCGGAGGCAAGGAGGAAGACACGGAUACGAGGCGGCGGCGAAGUGCACGCGCGGCCGUUCACGGCCGCGUCGUUGGUAAAAUGCAAAGUUGCGAAUUCGGCGGCUGGCAACGGUGGAGACGAGGAGGAGGAGGAGGCGGAGGAGGCGGAGGAGGACGACGAGGAGGAGACGCGAGGCCCCGAGUGCAACGCUCCGCGGCGAGGAAGUGAAGAGCAGCGGUUGGUGGUAGCAGUCGGCGACGACAGAUCGGUGGACGAAGGGAACUCGUCGAUCGUUGCCUCGCGGCGACCUCCUGUCCGCUCGCGCGUCGUGCCUUGCCCUUCCAUCCCGACGAGGACAGAUCCCGUCCCGACGGGGGACGAUGCGCGUUUUCUGGAUCUCGUGACGAUCCGCGUUGUGAACGAGGAUGCUCGGUUGAAGGGGGGCUGUGGCGCGUCGACGAACGAGGGAACAGGUAACAGGGCGAAGAGGAAGGGGGGGAGGGGGAGAAGGGUGGCCGAGGAGUCGAGCGAAGAGGAGCGGAAGGACGAUCGGAAGAUGAAGUUGGCGGUGAGAAUGAUCAGGAUCCGCGACAAACUGAUGCUCGGUUUGAGCGCGUUCGCGAUACUGUUCACCGUAUUGUUGGUGAUGGACCUUCAGAUGGAUCUUGGAUACAGCGGCCACCAUCUGGUGCCGAGCCACGGCCGCGUCCGCGUCGGGGACGACCCGAACGCGGACACCAUUUACAACAACUUUCGACGCAAGUUUUUGCAAAGAUUGAACGCCAGCAAGGAGCAAACGAGCGGCGACACGUCCGCCACGACCCAGAACAGUGGGGGGAGGGAGGGUGGUGGCGAGGAGGGGGGGAGGAGGGACUCGAGGACCGAGAAAACGGAGGUGCACGACAGUUUUCCGGAUUUAGUGGACCUCGUGGUGAAGGGUUACGGUGUUAGCGUGUACGAGGGUGUGGCUAGGAUCAGCGGGGAGGAUCGCUCGGACAAUCCCACGCUCGGAGAGUUGAAGAAGAUCGGCCCCAAGAAGAACAGUUCGACGUUGGAGAGAUUCCACCUGCAAAUCUCGAGGAUAGAACUGUAUCCGGAGAGGUCGAAGUACGUGGACCAAUUGUUGCACGAAAUCGCGACGAGGCCUAUAGUUCACGUCGUUCAAAAAGAGGGCGGUACCCAGCUGAAGCUGCAGAUAAAUUAUUCCAACAUGCAGGCGUUGUUCAAACCCAUGAGGUUUCCAAGGGAACAACAAACUCUGCCCAAUCACUUCUACUUCACCGAUUUCGAGAGGCACACGGCCGAGAUCGCCGCUUUUCAUCUGGACAGGCUGCUUGGAUUCAGGAGGGCGAUGCCGGUUACAGGGAGAACGUUGAACCUAACGACAGAGAUUUAUCAGAUCGCCGACGGCGAACUGCUGAAGACGUUCUUCGUCAGCCCCGCCGGUAAUAUCUGCUUCCACGGCAAGUGCAGUUAUUACUGCGAUACGGCGCACGCGAUUUGCGGAAAUCCGGACACCCUUGAAGGCAGUUUCGCCGCUUUCUUGCCGGAUAAAUCUUUCGUCGCGAGGAAGGCAUGGAGACACCCCUGGCGGAGGAGUUAUCACAAGAGGAAGAAGGCCCAGUGGGAGCAUGAUUCGGAUUACUGUUCCCUCGUGAAAGAGAUCCCGCCCUAUCACGAGGGUAGAAGAUUGCUGGAUCUAAUGGACAUGGCUGUCUUAGACUUCCUCAUGGGGAACAUGGAUAGACACCAUUACGAGACGUUCAAGAUUUUCGGCAACAACACGUUUCCCCUGCACUUGGAUCACGGAAGAGGAUUUGGCAGACCCUUCCACGACGAGAUCUCCAUCCUGGCCCCCAUCUUACAGUGUUGCAUGAUCAGGCAAACAACUCUAAGCACCCUUCUAAAAUUUCACAACGGACCAGUCCCUCUGAGCGAGGCAUUGCGAAAAAGCAUGGCCAAGGACCCGGUGGCCCCCGUUCUGUGGGAACCCCAUCUGGCGGCCCUCGACAGGAGGGUGCGCGUGAUUCUUCAAGCGAUCAGAGACUGUGUGAAUCGAGAGGAUUCGAGUCAAGUCGUCCACGAGAAAACGGAGGAUACCGGAUCCUAGCCGUUUCUUUCGAUUUCCUAGUGUGAAUUAAGAGAUUCUGAUUCGUUGAUGAAUAAAUAUAUAUAUAUAUAUAUAUAUUUAUUUAUAAGAAAACGAAGAGAAGAAGAAGUGAGAUUUUUAACUGAUGAUGACGGGUGUAGAUUUAUUGUAAAAAAAAAGAAAAAAGAACGUGUAAAAAUAUGCGUGUAUAAAAUAUUAUAGCGAGCGAAGGAUAACAGGGACAAAGAUAAGAGAUAUAUAUAUUUUAUCGACGAUACUUUCUUUUUAAGAUUUCUUUUCUUCGAAUAUUGUUAAUCGUUGUUUAUAUAUUAUAUAUAUAUAUCGAGUCAAUAUUUUAUUCUUUCUCUCUUUUUUUUUUUUCUUUUUUGUUUUUAUCGUAAAGAAAAUCUUGUACAAAGAGAUUGUACAUAGUGUAUGUAUCGUAAUUAAGAGAAGAAUUUUAAGAUCAAAAUCAUUUGGAAAUGCCUGCUUUCCAUGUAUAUAUAUAUAUAUAAAAGAUAUAAAAUCGAUAAAGUCGCUUUUCAAGGCUGGAUAUUUACGAUAACUGCGUUUCAUCGUUGAAAAUAACGAGUGUAAUGUUAUCUGAUCGAGUAUUUUUCGAGUAUAUUCCAGAGUUCAUCAACCCGAUGAAACCUCGUCGAAAUAUCUAUCGGCCCGCACGUUUAUCGUCUCUUUAAAGGAGACGAACGAUUUUCUGAGCCUCAUAGUUCCUCGAGAUAACACAAUGCACUUGUCGCGUUAUCGACGAUCUAGCGUCAGAUUUUUUUUUUUUUUUUUUUUUUACCGGAAGAAUCCAGUUUCCACACGUGGAAUUAUUAUACGUAAAUACGCGUGCGAGAGAUGGAAUGUAAAUCCAUGCGAAAAAGGCUAUGCGUGUGCGUGUCUUUUUUAAUGUGUGCUUUUUCGUACGCGUGAAUGUUUUCGAAAUGCACAUGUAACUCGUAAGUGCUACUUUUUUUCUUCUUCUUUUUUUUUUUGAGAGGGGAGGGGGAGGAGGCAAGGAGGCAAAAGAAAAGAAACUCUGUUGAACAAUCUAUCUAUCGAUGUAUUUUUUCUUUUUUUACCGGAACUUCUAUCCAUUCCUUGUUAUCCCUACAUUCUUCACAGGGACACAGGAUUAUUUUGAUAAAAUAAUUAGACGAAGUUUCGAUUUUUUUUUUCUUUUUUUUUUUUUUAGAAAGAAAAAAUCUAACAUCGUUAGAAUACUCGAUCGACUCGAUUCUUCAUUUCUCGGCCCAAGUUUGGUAAUUCUGCUUAUCAAAUUUUCUUUCCCUUUCUUAACUUCGGACAAAGUAAAGAGGUAGAUAUAAAAAGUUUUCCAGAAUUAAUUUCGCGCAAUUUAAUAUUGUAAUUUUUGCCCCAAAGUUUUGCCCCCAACUUCUUGGUGCAAGACCUUAAAAUAUCGUGUUGAACUUGCCGAUCAAACUCUCUCUCUCUCUCUCUCUCUCCACUUUUCCUUCCGUCAUCUUCCUAACUAUUCAAGAAGUACAGAAUUCUAAGCGAGAGAACAUAAAAUCGAGUACCUUCUUUCCACCUAUCUUGCGAUGAUAAAAUCGUACGAAUAUCGCGAAUGUUUGAAAAAUUACAAAUAACAUUUUUUCCUCGAUUUUAACUCGAUAAUUUUCCAUUAGCCAAUUAAGCUAUCGAAUCGAAUCGAGCCUCGAAUCACGGUAUAUUUGCCAAUAUUCAAGAGGCACUGAAAAUGGAGAGAAGGCGCAAUAUCGAUUAAAAAAAAAAUCAAUUUUUUCGCGAAGUUUCAUUUAAAAAAGAUUCUAAAAGAUUCAGCGGAUCUUUUAAUUGCAUCGCGCGCCAUAAUAAUUUAAGAAUUUCCAGGCUAUCCAAUGGCGAGUUUCAUUAUUAACCAUCCUUCCUUUUUUUUUCUUUUUCUUUUUUUUUUUUCCCUUCUCCGUUUCGAUCCUCUAUCGAAUUUUAUUCCUCUUUUACAAAACUUCCUCACCAACGUCGACUCUCGUUCUAAUUUUAUUUCACGAGAAACGAAACGAGACGAAACGCUCGGGAUGAAAAAGAAAAGAAAAAAAAAGAAAAUCGGAGAAAUAAAAAAGUAGAAAAUUCAUAACGUUUAAUUUUAGAAAACUCGUUGAUGCAAUUUUUUUUCUUUCGAGAGUGCGAUUAAAAAAAGUUGAAAAUCCUGAAACAAUGUGAUUCUCCAUCGAUAUAUUACACGAAUGAAUAUCGACUUCGUUCAAAAAUAUUAUCUAUUUUCAAUCAACUUCAAUCGAAAAGAAAUUUUGAAUCUUAAAUCGAUUUCCAAGACCAUCAAUUUUUUCUUCGAUACCUUUGGAAGAUGUAUCUAUUAAUUUAUUUAUUUUUUCGCCAAAUUGUUGAUACGUUCCUCCUCGAGUGAAUCGUCGAUUUAUCCACGACGCCGCUACCCUUAUUCCCCCUCAACUUGGGCGAAAGUUAUCACGCGGCCCAAGGUAAACCACGAAUUUUCACUUAAGAUCGAUAAAAGCUCGCCAACUGUUCGCCAUCCAUUCGAAAACUUUCCAUUCUUCACCGCGGGUAUCCCCGCGCUUAAUCAACCCGCCAUUUACGCCGAAGAAUUAUUAGAUAAUCGUGUCGAAAACUUUAAAACUCUCCCCCAUUGAGAAUCUCAGGGAUGUGCAAACGAAGUCGUUUGAAAUUGUUGGUCGAAGGGAGGAAAGUUGUGUGCGAAAAUUCGAGGAAGGAUUAAAUUAAGGAGGGAGGGAUUUAAC
Molecule: messenger RNA, 5913 nt
Organism: Apis laboriosa (Himalayan honeybee)
Lineage: Eukaryota; Metazoa; Arthropoda; Insecta; Hymenoptera; Apidae
Product: extracellular serine/threonine protein CG31145
Exons: 7
Coding region: 1643-3196 (517 amino acids)
Biological process (GO): protein phosphorylation
Cellular component (GO): Golgi apparatus
Molecular function (GO): protein serine/threonine kinase activity
Source: RefSeq, a predicted model, not a curated record